Molecule: messenger RNA, 447 nt
Organism: Abrus precatorius (Indian licorice)
Lineage: Eukaryota; Viridiplantae; Streptophyta; Magnoliopsida; Fabales; Fabaceae
Product: major pollen allergen Ole e 10-like
Exons: 4
Coding region: 1-447 (148 amino acids)
Source: RefSeq, a predicted model, not a curated record
AUGCCAUCAAAAGAAAAACGGUUUGAUGAACCGAGAGUUUCGGGAGUUGGGGGCCACACUGAACCUGAAAAGCUUAAUUUGUAUCCCAGGUAUUCUCAGCUUGUGAAGCUACCCAGCAUGAACACGCUUUCGGUCAGUCCCACAGCACAGAGAAGAGGAGGAAAUCUCUUUAUGGCUUAUGGACAGAGAACAUGGUGUUUGGCUAAGCCUUCAUCAGAUCAGGCUACCCUUUUGGCUAACAUCAAUUAUGCUUGUUCCCAAGUUGAUUGUCGGAUCUUGCAAAGAGGAAGCCCUUGCUUUGCCCCUGACAAUCUCUUGAAUCAUGCCUCCAUAGCAAUGAAUCUCUAUUAUCAGUCUAGGGGAAGAAACCAUUGGAAUUGUGAUUUCAGAGGUUCUGGCCUUGUUGUGGUGACUGAUCCUAGUUAUGGUAGCUGCAUUUACCCAUAG